Bicyclus anynana (squinting bush brown) is the source of this 9088-nucleotide messenger RNA. RefSeq lists its product as uncharacterized. The record is from RefSeq and is a predicted model, not a curated record. The transcript is spliced from 13 exons. Lineage: Eukaryota; Metazoa; Arthropoda; Insecta; Lepidoptera; Nymphalidae. Bases 401 to 4519 code for a protein of 1372 amino acids.
CUGAAUUAAGGCGGACGUGUGUAAUUAAACGAUUAAAAUGCAUUUGUAAAUCGAUUACGAACAAUUGAUCGAUUACAAAUUAAUUAUUAUCAAAUUGGAUGAUAGAUUAAUAAAGGAUUAUUAUUUGGGUACAAUUUGGUGCAAUCGAGUCCAACCUUUGGUGUAUUAUCGAUUAUAACAUCAAUGUUGAAAGCUUUUGUCUAGGUCAAUAGGGUAUUUUCGUAUGACCUAAAGUAUGUAGUAUAGAUAGAUAAGAUAAUAGUGCAAUUAUUUGUUGUGAUCUGUAACUAGGUGAUUUAGAUAUUUAGGUGUUUAGUGGUGGUAAUAGAUUGUACAGUGUGGGUGUUUGUGAAGUGGUUUCUGUUUGUUUUGGGAUCUAAGGUUUCGUAAUAUCGCCGAUAUGUUUGGUGUUUUGAUGAAGAAAUGGAAACCUAAAAGAAUAUCAAACAAUGAAAGAAAUGAAAGCCCGGGGACAGAUGGCAGCGUCUCUCCAGAACCGCCCGACCGACCUCCCGGGAAGGUCCGACAAAUCCACCCGGAGCAAAAAGCUCAAGUACUAGCUUACGACUCCACCUAUCGUAAGAAGAACAAACCAAAGUCCCUCCCUCUGGAAGACAACCAAAUGUACAAUCACUUAGCAAACGCGAACGUUGCAAUGUCGCCAAUGUAUCCCUUGACACCGAACAUUUGUAUGGAGGGUGGGAAGAUCGAGUUCAUAAAGUCGCCGCCUGGCAGCGCGAGGAACAGCGUGGCGCUAGUGUCGCCCCCGCAAACUCCGUUGUUAAUGCGACGCGGUUCGAAAGAGAGACGCGAUGUGCGAGCGUGUAGCGACGAACCUGAGAAGUUCGAUGGAGAUAAGGAACUUCUAGAAAAGCGCAUCAAGCAAUUAGAGGAUCAGUUAGAGGAGGAGAAAAGGCGCACGCAGCGCGAGCGUAUGGCUGUCACCAAGCUGCAGAAUAAGCUUAUUAAGCGCGAGGGAGCGGCGCGCAACGAUGCGGAGCGCGAGCGGCGCGCGCGCGGCGACUGGGAGGCGCGGGCGCGCGCUGCCGAGGCCGACGCGGCGCGGCUCGCGGGCAAGCUGCACGCUGCACAGCGGGAGAUUGCCAGGAUGGAGGACACGGUGCGCUCGCUGCUACAACACAAAAGCCGCGUGGAAACUCUGAAGCAGGAGAAGGCCUCGCUCUCCUCCGCGCUGGAGGCGUCAGCAGCGCACUACCAGAGCCAACUGUCGGCGUUGUCGGCCGAAAACGAGAGGUUGCGCAACGAACUGUCGGCGUUGUCGGCCGGCGUCCACGACAGCGAUCACGAAAAGCGGCUGGACGAUGUCGCGCAACAAGUCGUGCGGGCCUUGCUCUCACAGAAGAGUGUACGAGAAGAAUUGGGUUGCGCGCGCGCCAGAAUACGUGAAUUGGAAGCACAAAACAGAGCGUUGAGCUCUUUGCUCGUGAGGCAGCUGCGGCCCCAACCGAGGCCUUCGCCCGCCACACCUCACACGCCGAUAACACCUCAUACACCACGAGACCUUCAAGUGCACUUGGUAGACGUUGGCUCCUGUGGGUCCCUGGUGUCGUUUCGGGACUCUCCCCCGCCCGCACCGCCCGCCCCGCAGCCGCACCCUUUGAGCCAGGACGACAAGCGCCGGCAUCAGAUCCUCGCUGACAUCUGGACUGAAUUAAAGGGUCUGGAAGUGACACCAGCUAACUUGGCGCGCGCACUGUCUGCCGUAGACCCGACGUUGUGGGCACCCCCUGCACGUCCAGCCACCCUCAGCCUCAGUGUGCCGCAGCCAUGCCCUGAUCAGGCUCCUGGUGCAACCAGGGAAAAGGUGACGGAAGAAGAAAACGGUGAAGCGGGGGCAGAAUCUCCAGAGAGCGGAGCCAAAGACGAGGGCUAUUCCACCAUGUCUAGUGACGUCCAAGCUGACGCAUCUAGGCAGAGUGACCAUGCGGCAGACAGAGCUCUGCCCGAUCUUAACGAGGCAUCCGACGAAACGGACAAUCAAACAAUCGUCUCCAUCAAUCCUCGGGAAACACGUCGCCAUGCCCGGUUACUGGCUGAAGCAGAUUAUAUAUAUUUUCCUAUAGGAGUAGCUUUUGCUGGUAUUAGAGGCAGUUACCCUCCUUCCAGACCAGUACUACCCUUUCAGCAUGUCGUAAGAAGCUUCUCAGACUCACACCUAUGUUUGAAACUUGUUGCGAGCACAACGUGUCCAACCAGCUGCCUCGAAACUCCUUCACCUAGCUCAGGUGUCUUACUGUUAGAUCUUAAGCCAGCACCGGAAAGACCAUUGAGAAGACCAGCAAUAGCAUCAACAACAAGUUCUGAAAGGGUUUCAUGGGGUAGUACACUUGAAGAUCGUGGUGAAGGCUCACAAUACGACGCUGAUUAUGUUCAACAUUGGCUAGAAUUAGAUGAUGCGAGGUCAGCUUUACAACAAAGACAUAGAGAUCUGGCAGAUUUAGAAUAUGAUAGAGCUGAAUUAGAAGACUGGAGCUUAUCUUUGUCGUGCGAGGAUUUACGAGAUAGGCAAUCUCCUUUUGCAGAAAUAACUACGCCGGGACAGAUAUCGCUCUCAACGUUACCUAGUAUUAGAGAAGAUGAUGCGCUAGAAUUAGAAGAAGACGUGGGUGAUUGUUUAUGGAAUGAUUGUGGAUUUGCAACAGUGGAAAUUGAUGAAUGCAGAAUAGCUGAUGAAGCGGAUAAUUCUGAAAAAAGAUGGGAGUACACAGGCACACAUUCCCCUGGUGGUUCAUGGUCCAGCGCGUCCGAUGUUCCCGAAAAGCACUCUAGUGCUGCUUUGAGUGAAGACGGUGAUUGUACUAAUGUAGGUUUAGAUUUUACGCGCGAUUUUUAUCGUCUUGUCAAAUAUGAAAGCACAAAAAGUUUAGCAUCAAAUUCAUCCAAAGUUACGUCUCAAGAUCCUGCCAACCACUUACGAAUUAAUGACGUCCAAACUGUAGCUCUACAAGAUCGUGAACAGGCUCUUCAAAAUGUACUUCACUUUAUUGCGGAGCAACAAAAAUAUUGUCGUGAUAGAGAGGAGUCCGACUCUAUGUCAUCCCGCCCAGCAUCUGAAAUUCGUGAACUACCUCCUCCCUACGCCGCAGCUGAUUUCGAUGACGACUCAGUCGACCCACGCAGUGAAGUAUCUGAAGAUAGACAAAGACCAGAUUCCUUUGGUAGCUUUUCCGAAAACGAUUCUUGUGACAUCACUCCUCUAGACAAGCCACGAGUCCCAUAUUGUGAUAUUGUAUCCGAGCCAAGAUCGACUCCUAGAUUUAUUGAAAGAGAAGAUCCCUAUGCUGAAUCCGAGGAUUACUACGAUAUAUCGAGAGUUGAAAAUGCGGAAAAUGAAAUAGAUGACCGUCAUCUUUUAAAAGUCCAACGAAAGAACGAGAUCAACAAGACCAUCGACAAUAGCAAUUCAGAGUUAGACCAACCAAGUAUAGUAAAAGAUGAGAGAUCUUGUGAUAUUGAAUCUAGUCGUAAUUUAGAGCAUAAUUCAGCUUUAAAAGAGAAUACGGUGAAUAUUAUGUUAAACUUGCAAACUCCGAUUGAGAGGGAUACAGAGACUAGUUUAGUAAAAUCAUCGAGUUUUCAAUUAUCAGCAGAAAGUGAAAUGUCACUCGUUGAUGAGGUGCUUAAUGCUUGUAGAAGACCUACAAACGCAUUAGGUACCGUUCCAGAAGAGGAGGAAAGUUCCUCACCUGAAACGAGCUCGCCUCAAAUGACUGAAUCAAAUACAACAAGCACGUCUACAGCUGAAACUGUGAUAAUAAGUAAUAAGAAUGACGGAGCUCAUAGAGACGUAAAACGCAGAAGUGAAAAGAGUCGGAUACCCACUUUAAUGGGAGGUAAAAGGCCGCCGUCUUCACCUCACAAAACAAGAUCUAAAAUUCCAGUUGCAGAAAAAAGUCGGGCUGGAUCGACACCAGCAGCUACGAACGCAGAAGCAAUAAUCGUGAAACAAGAAAACACUUUAAGUUUUCAUGAGGCAGCUACUUCCAAAGAGGUCAUUGAAGAACUUAAUAGAAUGAUUCGCCAAAGUGAAAGUGGAGCUGCGAUAGCAGAAGUUAAGAAUGAAGAGCGACAGGAAAAAACUUACUCUCAAAAGGACAGCGCACUAUGGGCGCCGACAGGAUGGGUGCAUGUUGAAAAAGAUAUAGACUUCAGUGAUCCUAAGGCUCGCGCGAACCUAUUAGACGUGAUGCUGGCAUCCAGUGACUCGUCUCCUUCAUCCUGUGGCUCUUCUCCUGCGGAACCACCACCACCAUACUCCCGCCUUCACCGACUACAUCGCUCCAGGAGACAGAAGACCGCGGCGGCUCUGCGCGUGCGGGGACUCGGCGCGCUCCGCCAGCCGCGCCACCGCCGCCCCUCCAUCCUGGGGAGGGACGGCUUCUUCGUGCGCUACGCGGAACCGGAGCGCGCAGCCGUCGCUACCUUCGACUUCCUCGACGACCUCUCCGCCGGCUCCUCUCCCGACCAGACCAGGCACUGUUCCGAUCGAUCGUCGUAGACGGCUUAACGAUUCGACUACGUCACUCGCGUAGUCGAAUGUGGCGGAUCCAGGGACUCAAACUAAAAACCAUCAAAGUUCUUCUAUGACAAAUGCUGAAGUGAACAUUUAAAUUGUUAAUCCUUUAAAUUCGUAUAAAUGUUUUACUAAUGUACUGUGUACUGUUUACUGGAGCCGCCACUGGCGUAGUCCACAGACGCGUGGUCAUCAUCAUAUCUACUUAUUAAACCGUCUGACAGAUAUGGUGGAAGCUAAUAAACCCUAUUAAAACCUGUCUAUUAAUUAGGUACCUCAUUUAUAAUAAAACGCCCUAUCAAUAAGAGAAAAAUAUAAUAAAAGAAAAAAUGUGCUUCGUCUUGUUUUGGACAGUGUAAUUUGACUUGAAUGUGUAAAAAUAAGACAAAACCCAUUUCUUCUUUCAAAAUAUAUUUGUAGAGGAAUAUAAUAAAAUUUUGAGGUACUGGUAAUGUAUGACUUGAAUAAACCGCGUCUUGUACUCGAUUAAAAAGUGUCGCUCAUUUAUCGAUAAAGAAAAAUAUUUUUCUACGUCGCUUGCUUGUGAUAUUCGGUCAUUCGACUGCUUUAUUGAUGUGACGUGAGCCAAAUAGUUACUAGUAGCGCGGCAGUCGCGCAAGGCUGCAGCUUUUUAGUGUCCGCCCUUUCGAUUAUUCGAUUCGAUUAGAUCGUAGGUGUAGUCGUAAAUCGAUUUAUAAUAAUUACGAGCACCUAGUAUUAUAAAGUUCUUCUUAGAUUCGUGUAGUGGGAGAAGGACAGAGAUAUUGAGGCGUGGAUAUGCGGUUUUAUGAGUUGGCGCUCGGGUUGAUUUGUUUGUUCAAAAUUGGUAAAAAAAUGCGCAUUAUAUCGCCGAUAUAGGGAUGUCAACUUUUGAAAUAUAAUACAAAUUACUAAUUUUAAUAAUAAUAAAACUUACGGACCACGUUUCCAUUGUUUUUUUUUUCAUAUUUUAAGUUAUGAAUAAUAUCUGAAACAGAAAAAAGGUACGAUAAUUGUAGGUAGAUACAAUAAAAUAAUAAAAAAAAAUAUUGUAGUAUGUCUACAAUAUUUUAGAUAAGUUGGCAUACCUAUAUACACGAUGGCUGCUUAAAAAUGUGUUUUACGGCAAACAUUCUUGGCGCUUGAUAAGCGAAACGGCGAAAACAGCUCAAACCCGAUGAUAAACGGUUGAUUACUUCCUGCGGUGUCUAGCUUACGCUUCGAGCCAUUAACUACGAAUUAGGUAAGAAGACGAUAUAAAGCCUAUCACAGAUAUAGCUUUAUAAAAAUAGCCAGCUUUUCUGCUAUAUAUUAUAAUAUUCAAUGAAACAAGCAUAGUCAACGUCUAAAUUGAAUUUUGAAAAAGUGAUCCCACUUCUGAAAAUUCUCGAUAUCGCUUCUAAUAUAUAAAUGAUGAUUAUAUUUAUAUAUUGAUAUUAUUCCUAAUAUUUGAUCGUUAAUAGUUAUAUCUGUGACGGGCUCAAGUAAUGACUAAGUAAAUGAAAGCUGCGGCCUCGAAGUAAUGUGAUAUUUUUGUAUAUACUGUAAGUCCCACUUAUUUUCGUAUACAUUUAAAUGGAUUCCUUUCUAACCGUACGAAGCGUUAAUAUUGGAUUUAACCGUGUUUCCACACUAUGUGAUCCGAUAUCCACAUUUAUAUACAUUUACAUAAACUACGAGUAAAGUCAUGUUUAUAUUAUAUUUGUUUGUCUUCUAUACGUUCUUAAACCAGUCACUUGAUUGUGUUGAAACUAGAUAGUACUUCUGCGUGUCCACUGAGGUUCCUAGUACGACCUUCCAAGAAAAAAUUGUCUAUUCACAAUUUUUUUUUAAUAAUUUUAUAUCUGCGUCAUCUAUGAUAAUAGGUAGAUUUUGUAAUUGAUUUGAAAAUAACAUGUUGAUUUCGUAUUGCAUUAAGCAAUUUAAUUGUUUACCUUCUCUACCAUCUAGCACAAAAGCACAACAUGGAUCAAAUAAUGUGGAAACUCAAAAGUAGAGAUGUAACUAUCCGGUCGUGCGGUCAGUUUAUAAUUAAGAUCUAUGUAUAAUUAAUAUAAUAUGAAAAGCAAUGUUUGACGCCCGACCGCGGCCUUUAACGGUUAAUAAUAAUUAAUUAUUAGGUAAGGUACUUAUGUAAAUAUUGAUAAUUUACUUAUCGAACUAGUGUAGUGAUAACUUAAUUAUAAAAAAUAGUCACUCUAUAACAAUCGAUUAACCUUUUUAAAAAAAAAUACAUACAAUCGAAGGGUACUAAACUAUGUUAUUGGUAAGUGUAUAUAUUAUUAUAUUAUUUUAUAAUGUCAUUUAAUGCUAUUUAUUGUGUUGUAUCAUUUGUGGUGUAACAAUUUUUUGUGUAUACUUAGGUACAUAUCAUGAAUCUGUAUUAUUUCAUAACGUUAUGGUGGAUAGGCGCAAGUGUUGAGUGAUCUACCCCCAACUACAUCAUUUAGUCGAGUGUUACUGUUAUAUUCACUAAAUAACGGUGUUUUACUUUUUUUACUUGUACUAAUUGCCUCGUUGGUCGAGUGGUUCGGUUCGAAUUUUGAGCCAAGCUAUGUAAUGUUGGGCUUUUCUUUCUUGUUAGAAAUUCUUAAAGGUUCUCUAAGUAAGCCCUUGGGUAGAAAAUCGGAAGGAAAUAAGACGUCCUUCUUUUUUGCCGACUGUGGCGAAGCCAAAAGGGAGGGUAGUGAUUUUGGCAGUCUAUGUAUGCUUGUUCCUUAUAUAGGUUUAGGGAGAUUCAAAGGGAGGUCUAUAAAACUUGAAUAUACAACUCAACUAAAUCACUCGGACAUCUUGUACCUACUUUGAUAUAGAACUCAGAUAAUUAGGUACCUAUAGUCAGAGCAGGUCGCUAACUAUUAGUUACAUUUAUUUUUUUCUAAUUACUAGUAACAUUUACUUUUACACUUAUUAGUUUAUUGUCCGCGUGUAGGUCACUCAAUACUUGUACAAACUAUUUUAAAGUUUCGCUAUCUUAAUGUAUUUUCAUUGAAUAUGGUUAUGAACCUUAUAAAUUUAGUAGGUAUUUGCGGCUUUUAUUAUUACGAUUUACAUGUAGGUAAAGUAAUGGCGGAACCAAAGCGAUUUUUUACACUAAAAUACAGAAUUUGCCACCACUUGUUAUGCUGCGACACAAACUUUUCUUGAUCAAUUUUAUUUUUACCCAGCUUUGUUUUAAUCGUAAAUAUUGAAGACAAUAAGGAAGAUUUAUACCUAUAUUAUUAUUAAUGAAUAUAAACGAAUAACGACUCGAAUCGAUAUCUAAAAUAUGAACUUAUUAGUAUUUAUAUUAUAGAAUGAUGUAAUAAUUUUAAAAAUAUUUGUGCAUCCCUAGUUAGUUCGGAUACACGCCAUGUAUGUUUUAUUUUUUUUAUUUAAACAUGCCAAAGCUCUGUUAUUGAUGUAUAAUUAAUUUGUAGACACUUAAAAAAGUAAAACUAUUGUAACAUUUAUAUAUGAAAAUAAAUAAUUAUAUUUAUCCAUUACCUAUUUAUACUUACCUAAUCUCUUUUAUUGUUACAUUACUGCGUGUAUUCGAAAUCAUUGUAAGUUUUAAAUCGUAAUUUAAUGGGGUAACACUAAGAUUUUUUGACAGCUGCUCAGUAAACCUGUCAUUUCGUGAAAAUCUGUCACAAUUCAAAGCAGCUAUCAUGUUUCUGAUUCGUAUGAAACUGCAGAACGCGAAAAAUUUGUCAAACUCCGUUAAUUCUUUUUAAUGACAUCUGGAUUCUCUGUAUGUAUAUGUAGAUGCGUCUGCAUUUGUUUAUUAUUUAAUAAAUAAUAACUGUUCCUAUAAAAUAUCUUUCAUUCCUGAUCAAUUUAGGUAUUUUAUUGAACAUGGCUACUAUAAUUGGCAUGUUGUUUAUCAUGGAAAAUUGUACCUAAUCUAUAUAUUAUAUCAAUCGUUGUAUUCAUCAUUAUUAUAGGAUCCAGAAAGUACUGUGAUUUGUAACUACCGCAGAAAAGAGUGCAAUGAGAAAGAUUACUAUAACAUUACAAAGAUGGCGCUUUAAACGUUAAAAUAUUUCAAUUUAUUUUUUUGUUUUGUUUUUUCGUAUACCGUAGGGAAAAGGCACUAUUUCAACAAUAUGAUUGGUUUAAUCCCUAGACAGAUAAAUACAUAGACGACUGAUUAGCGUGCCGUUGUCAGUCAAAAGAUUCAUUAAUCCCUGUUUUUGACACACAACACACUGUACUAAACGUUAAAAUGAAAGCUUAGAUUUAUUAAAUUCAAUUAUUUUGAUUAGGGAUUAGGACCAGCGAACUUACCUGUUAGGUUUAUUAAAAAAUAAAACUCAAUAUUAAUAUUACUAUUCAAGUACAUGGUAUGGUAAAAACUUUAUCUCUCUGUUAAGCUUAUAGUAAUCUUUUCCAUUGGUUAAAAUUUUAAGAUGAAAAUGAAGUGUUAUUCAAUUUUCACGGUAUUGGGUGCAUUUGUUAGUUCGUACUAACCAUAAGACAUAGAUAUGAGAUAGGUAGGUACUUUGAACAGUACAAAGAUAUGUAGAGUAACGGUAUAAUUUUAAUUGUCUACUAUUGCAGAUGGGUUGAAUAAACGAUUCCGAUCCCAAAUGA